UCAAACGGACGGUUAUCCAAAGUUCCAAACAGGUGAUGAUUAGGGUUUUUUUCUCAAAUCACCCAAUACAAAGAGACUCGUGCCGAUCCCUCUCAUCUCCUUCGUCUCUCUACACCCCCAAUCGCAGUUGUACCUGGAGCUCCCUUGUUUAACGCUCUCUCUCACCCUGCCCUGACGCCAUUAGAGAGACCUUGUCUCUGACUCUCACUCUGUUUCUCUCUCGUUGCCCAACCCAUUACAGUGUUGUUUUUCUCUUUCAUUGUGGAACAGUCUUUUUUAGCUUCAACCUUGUUCGUGUUAUCUAUCUUUUUUAUCUUCUACAAGGUGAUGCGUCACACCAAUUGACGGAUUAUCAAAGGAAGAUUGAGCAAAGGAUAAGCAAAUUGUUGUCAAGGAGCAGUGUAUUACCAAAAUGGAUGAUGCAUCUACUCAAUGCGACAUUGUGUGCUCUGAAAAUGUAAUGGAUUAUACUCAUGAAUUUACUACUGAAGAGAUAUUCAAAAGUCGAGAAGCCUUAAUCAAAUGGGCUCAAGAGGUUGGAAAGAUAAAUGGGUUUGUUAUUGUGAUCAAGACAUCAGAUGCGGGUGGUCAAGGUAAGAAACCCAGAAUUGUCCUUGCAUGUGAGAGGAGUGGUUAUUAUAGAGACACAAGGAAGAACAAGGAAAAAAAAAUGAAGGUAGGCACAAAAAAGUGUGGAUGCCCUUUUGCAUUAAAGGGUAAGAAGUUGUCCACAGAUGAUGAUUGGAUGUUGAAUGUAGUGUGUGGAGCCCACAAUCAUUUGGCUAGCGAGCAUCUCGAGGGGCACUCAUAUGCAGGGAGAUUAUCAAAGGAGGAAACUUCGUUGGUAGUCGAUAUGUCCAAGAGUAUGGUGCGACCGAAAGAGAUUUUGGUUACAUUAAAACAAAGAGAUGCCCUUAAUGUAACCACAAUGAAGACAAUUUACAAUGCACGUCAUAGGCAUAAAGUUAUAGAGAAGACUGCUGGGAGAUCACAAAUACAACAACUUUUGGCACAGUUAUUGGUUCAUAAGUACACUAAGUGGCAUAGGUGUGAUGAUACAGAUACCAUCACUGAUUUGUUAUGGGCACAUCCUGUUAGCUUGGACUUAUUGCGUGCAUUUCCACAUGUGUUGAUUAUGGAUUGCACAUAUAAGACCAAUCGUCUUCCCCUCUUAGAGAUUGUAGGAGUGACAUCUACUGACAUGACUUUUUCAGUAGCUUUCGCAUACCUUGGGUGUGAGAGGGAAGAUAACUACAUAUGGGUAUUAAAUAUAUUGCGUAGUAUUAUGGAUGAGAGUGCCCUUCCUGAAGUUUUUGUUACAGAUAAAGAGUUGGAUUUGAUGAAAGCCAUUGAUAGGGUGUUUCCCACAGCUAGACAUCUGUUAUGUAGAUGGCACAUUAGUAGGAAUGUGAUGGCUAAGUGCAAGAAAGUGUUUGAAACCAAGGAGAAAUGGGAUAAGUUCAUAAUGAGUUGGAACAUUUUGGUUUUGUCCACCACUGAAGAGGAGUACCAUCAGCAAUUUUUAGCAAUGAAUAAGGAGUUCAGUACCUAUCCGGAGGCGCUUGAGUAUGUGACAACUAUUUGGUUGGACACAUACAAGGACCGAUUUGUAGCGGCUUGGAUAGAUACAUGUAUGCAUUUCGGAAAUAUGACUACAAGCAGGGCUGAGAGUUCACAUGCAAAAUUGAAGAGCCAACUUGGGUCAAACGAAGACAGUUUCGAGUCGUCAUGGACAAAGAUACAUAAUUUGAUUCAGUUGCAGCACACAGACAUUAAGUUAUCAUUUGAGAAGAGUUUGACAUUUGUGCAACACAACUUCGAACCUUCUGAGUUCAUGGAGCUGCGGGGUAAUAUUUCAACAAGUGCUUUGGAUAGGAUCCUAGCCGAGACAAAGAGAGCUAAUUAUGUUGGUUAUGAUGUUUCUGCAUGUGGGUGCAUCCUCCGACGUACAUAUGGUUUACCAUGUGCUCAUGAGAUUGCAAAUUACAUGAGGGAGGGUCGGUCCAUUCCCCUCUCGUGCAUAGAUCCUCAUUGGAGGAAACUAGAUAUGGAGUUUGUACCUAAAGUGACACCAUGGAGUUAGAUUGCAAACUAGAGUUAGAUUUGAUUGACUAGUGGUUCAAUGAGUAUGAUUUGAGAAGAAAAAAAAAGGUACAUAUUCUUAAGAAAAUUGAGGGAGUUAGUCCCGACAGUAUGUAGUUUUGUUAGCAAGAUACAAUUUUUAUGUUCUUUUUGGGCUCAGUUUUGUUGUCAAAGAAGUUUUAAUGUGUAAUGGAAAUGGUUGCUGUAGUUCUGUUUGGCAUUUAUGGACUGAACAUGUCAUCUGUUUGGUAGGUGUAGUGAGAAAGU
Camellia sinensis is the source of this 2349-nucleotide messenger RNA. Its product is annotated as PKS-NRPS hybrid synthetase cheA. The record is from RefSeq and is a predicted model, not a curated record. NCBI's taxonomy places the organism in Eukaryota, Viridiplantae, Streptophyta, Magnoliopsida, Ericales, Theaceae.